Messenger RNA from Diabrotica balteata, 798 nucleotides. The record is from the annotation of a GenBank genome assembly. Lineage: Eukaryota; Metazoa; Arthropoda; Insecta; Coleoptera; Chrysomelidae.
AUAAUUGAAGUAAUUAAUCUUGACAUGUGCUUAUUAAAUUAAUUAUUUAUGAUUUGUGAUGACAAUGGAAACUGAAAACACUUUCAUUCGAGAACUAGAUUUAGAUUUACAGAAAGAAACGGUUUUAAAACUUCAUCAAAAAAUAGAAGGCGAUGUUAGUUGUGUUGUAUGGGAUGCAGCUAUAAUCUUGGCAAAAUAUUUGGAAAAAUUAUAUCAAAGCAACCAUGACUUUUUUAAAAAGUUGAAAAUUAUUGAAUUGGGCGCAGGGGUUGGUUGUGUAGGCCUUACAGCUGCUUGUUUAGGAGGCACCGUAACUUUGACGGACUUACCAGAGGCCGUACCACUCUUAAAAUUAAAUGUGGAGACAAAUAAAUCAUGUUGGGAACAAGUUCAUGGCUAUGCAGAUGUAUCUACCUUGGUUUGGGGAGAAGAGGUUGAAUUAAAAUGGUUUCCAGAUCUCAUUUUAUUGGCUGAUUGCAUUUAUUACAAAGAGUCUAUAGAUCCAUUAUUCAAAACUUUAAAAGAACUUGUAGGGUCACAUACAGAAAUUUUGCUCUGCCAAGAAAUUAGAGAUACAGCAAAGCAGAGAGAAUGUUGGGAGCUUUUUAUUAAAACUGCCAAAGAAGCAUUUAGUAUCCAUAUCAUUCCAAUUGAAGAACAACAUUCGGAAUUUUCCUGUCCAGAUAUAGUUAUUUUAAAAUUAAAAAAGCUGUAAAUUUACUCAAUUUAUAUAUUUUGAUAUAUAAUUAACUUUUACAUCCAUAAUUUAAAAAACAACAAAAUAAAAACAUAUCUACU